Molecule: messenger RNA, 1470 nt
Organism: Spodoptera exigua (beet armyworm)
Lineage: Eukaryota; Metazoa; Arthropoda; Insecta; Lepidoptera; Noctuidae
Source: the annotation of a GenBank genome assembly
GUUUUAAUCUUGCAGUGAUAUAUACGACUAAGUGUAGUUAAAAACAACUAAGUUGAAGAGCACGUAGUAUAUUUAAUAAGCAAUUGAAAGCGAAAAUGCCUGGAUUAGCAACAAUGUCUUUGGACAAUAUGUUCUGUACCCGCUGUGGGGAUGGCUUUGAGCCCAAUGAAAAGAUUGUCAACUCUAAUGGAGAACUUUGGCAUACCAAUUGUUUUGUGUGUGCACAAUGCUUCCGUGUCUUCCCUGAAGGCAUAUUCUAUGAGUUUGAAGGACGUAAAUAUUGUGAACGUGACUUCCAAGUGUUGUUUGCUCCGUGCUGUGGAAAAUGUGGGGAAUUUGUGAUUGGCCGUGUGAUUAAAGCAAUGAAUGCCAAUUGGCACCCUGCAUGCUUCCGUUGUGAGGAAUGUAAUGUGGAGCUAGCUGAUGCAGGUUUCAUUAAAAACGGUGGGCGUGCCCUCUGCCAUACUUGCAAUGCCCGUAUCAAGGCUGAUGGACUGUUGAACUACAUGUGUCAUAAAUGCCAUGGAGUUAUCGAUGGCGAACCGUUACGCUACCGUGGUGAGGUGUAUCAUGGCUACCACUUCACAUGUGCCACUUGUGGUGUGGAGCUGGAUCAUACAGCCAGAGAAGUCAAACAUCGCCCUGGAUAUGCUGCCAACGAUGUGAAUAAUCUCUUCUGUCUCCGUUGCCACGAUAAGAUGGGUAUUCCCAUUUGCGGAGCUUGCAGACGUCCUAUCGAAGAGAGAAUUGUGACAGCCCUUGGAAAGCAUUGGCAUGUUGAGCACUUCGUAUGCGCCAAAUGUGAGAAGCCAUUCCAUGGUCAUCGCCAUUACGAGAAGAAGGGCCUUGCCUACUGCGAGCAGCAUUACCAUCAGCUGUUUGGGAACUUGUGCUACGUGUGCAACCAAGUUAUUGCUGGUGAUGUGUUCACGGCAUUGAACAAAGCUUGGUGUGUGCAUCAUUUCGCGUGCUCCGUAUGUGAUGCACCUCUGAGCACCCGAAGCAAAUUUUACGAAUAUGACGAACGCCCUGCUUGCCGGCGCUGUUACGAGAAGUUCCCGGCCGAAUUGCGCCGUAGAUUGCGUCGUGCACACCAUUACACUAUCCGACGUUAAAAUAUUGGUUUCCGAAACAUAAAAAACCUACAAUCUCCAUAAACUAUGCUUUAAUUUCAAUAUUUUGUUAGCUGUUGACAUUAUCUAAGGUCAGAGAGACAAGUACAACAUUCAUUCCGAUAUUUAUGGAAAACCAAGAUUUCAUUGAAGGACCAUUUGGCCCACUAACAAAUUAACUUUUUUGUGUAACCAAUCGUUUUUGAUGUCGUUAACUUUUAUGUAAUUUGCGUGUUGUAUUAAGAACAUGUUUACUGAGGAGGAUACAAGUCAGUAAGGUGACUGAUACUAAUUAAACAUUAUUAUUAAUUUGCCUCAUAAAUUAAUGUGCCUUAUAAUGUUAAUUUUGUGCCUAGAG